UUCUCAUCUCCAUCAUUCGCAAUCAUGGAGAAAAAGUACGGCUCUGGCGCCGACGAGGCCUACGACAUCAACAUCGAGGCCAGCGCACCAAAUGACAACUCAGACUUCACCUUUGCCCACAAUGGCGAGGAGCUCAAGCGUGGUCUCAAGAGCCGUCAUUUGCAGUUUCUGGCCUUGGGAGGAGCCAUUGGAACUGGUCUCUUUGUGGGAUCAGGCGGCAUCCUCGCAGACACUGGCCCUGCGCCCCUCUUCAUGGCCUACCUUUCCAUGUCCAUGAUUGUCUACAUCGUCAUGAACGUCCUGGCCGAAAUGACCGUCUAUCUCCCGUUUCGAGGUGUCACCAUCCCCUACUACGUCAGCCGCUAUGUCGAUCCCAGCCUGGGUUUCGCUGCUGGCUGGAAUUACUGGUAUGCCUACACAAUGCUUGUCGCGGCAGAAGCUUCAGCUGCUGCCAUUGUGCUGGACUAUUGGAAAGCCCAUGUCAACGUUGCCGUCUGGAUUGCCAUCGUGCUCGUUGUCCUGCUAGCGCUCAACUUGUUUGCCGCUGCCAUUUUUGGAGAAGCAGAAUUCAUCUUUGCUUCGAUCAAGCUUAUUGCCCUGUUUGUUCUUUGCAUCAUUGGCAUAGUCUUGUUCUUUGGUGGUGGACCAAAUCAGCAUCAUGUCCUCGGUUUCCACUACUGGAAAGAUCCAGGCGCAUUUGUAGAGUACAAUGCCAAGGGAUCGACGGGCAAAUUCCUGGGCUACUGGCACGCCUUCGUCAAAGCAGGAUUCGCUUUCAUCACUAGCCCCGAACUGAUCGCCAUCGCCGCUGGAGAGGCCGUUUCCCCCCGUCGAAACCUCAAAAAGGCUGCCCGUCGCUUUACAUUCCGUCUGGCAUUGUUUUACGGUGUCUCGUCUCUCAUCAUUGGCAUUAUUGUCCCCUCAAACGAUCCUAGACUGCUUGGAGCCUCGAAUGCUAGCGCGUCGCCCUUUGUCAUCGGCAUCCAGAACGCAGGUAUUCCAGUGCUUAACCACAUCAUCAAUGCUGUCAUUCUUACCUCUGCGUGGUCGGCUGGAAACUCUUUCCUCUAUUCCGCCAGCCGAGUUCUAUAUUCCAUGGCCAUCAAUGGUGAAGCUCCCAGGCUGUUUGCCCUUACCAAUCGCAUGGGUGUCCCCUGGGUUGCCGUUCUCUUCACCUGGCUCUUCUCCCUUCUCGCUUUCCUCAACGUCAACAAUUCCGGUGCGACUGUCUUCAACUGGUUCGUCAACAUUUCCACCAUUUCCGGCUUCCUUGCCUGGAUUAUCAUUAUGAUUACCUAUCUUCGCUUCCGCAAGGCUAUCUUUUUCAACAACCUCUGGGGAGAAAUGCCGUACAAGACACCUCUGCAACCAUAUGGUACCUACGCUGCGCUGUUUGUUAUUUCUAUCCUAACCAUCACCAAUGGUUUCCAAAUUUUCAUCGGCGACAACUGGAAUGUCAGCGACUUCCUGGCUGCAUACAUUACUCUACCAAUCUUCCUUGUCCUUUAUGUUGGUCACAAGAUUUGGAAGCGAACACCGUUCGCCAUUAAGAUAUCUGAAGUCGACGUUAUUACUGGCAAGAAGGAGAUGGACGAAAUGGAGGCACGGGAUCAGCCACCUGUGCCCAAGAACUGGCUGGAGAAGGUGUGGUUCUGGCUGGCCUAGACGGGGGUAUUGGAUGGACGGGCUGCUUGUAUAUCCUGCUGCGAUUUUUAGUGUAUAUAAAGGUGAUUGACGGUGAAAUUUCUUAUUGGAUAUCGCCAAAAGAUAUGUGAUAGUCUGGAGGUGGUGGCCAUUGUCGAGUCACCUACUGCCUUAGAUAUCCUAUCAGCUAUGAUUUAGAUGAGAGUAUGUUGAUGAAUAUAUAUCC
Molecule: messenger RNA, 1870 nt
Organism: Trichoderma virens Gv29-8
Lineage: Eukaryota; Fungi; Ascomycota; Sordariomycetes; Hypocreales; Hypocreaceae
Exons: 2
Coding region: 25-1665 (546 amino acids)
Biological process (GO): amino acid transmembrane transport
Cellular component (GO): membrane
Molecular function (GO): amino acid transmembrane transporter activity
Source: RefSeq, a predicted model, not a curated record